GUAAAUUGACGUUUAAGAUUAAAGAAAAUUUUUUAGAUUAUGUUUCAUCCAAAUUUCGAUGUAAUUGCUGUAUAUGCUUUACUGAAUCAACAAAUUUUAGCAAAUUUCAAUUUUUUAUAUAUUUUGUGACGUGUCAUAUUUUCUUUUAUCAAAAUGUUCGGUCUCAAUUUUCGUCGAAAUUUGGAGUUAACAUUUGGUAAAAUUUUACCAACAAAACCUUUUAAUAUGUGCGGUUUAAGGUAUAUAAGUAUCCGAGAACCUUUACAGCCUUUAAAACGAUGUCCAAAAUGGGUUUGUGUAGAAGAUGCAAUAAAAAUUAUUAAUUCAGAGCAUUUAGUUUUUAUACAAGGAGGUGCAGCAACACCUAAUGAAUUAAUACGAGCUAUGACUGAGCAUGGUGUUUGUAAUAAUCUACGUGGUGUACGAUUAAUUCAUAUGGGUCUUGAAGGAGAUGCACCAUUUUCAAGUCCUGAGUUUGAGAAACAUUUUAGAUCUGUAAGCUUUUACAUUGGUGCUAAUCUUAGAGAAGCUGUUAAUGAAGGAAGAGCAGAUUAUAUUCCAAUAUUUCUUCAUGAAGUACCAAAACUUUUUUACGAGAGAAGAAUUUUUCCAGAUGUUGCAUUAAUUCACGUCAGUGUGCCAGAUGCUCGUGGUUUCUGUUCUUUAGGUGUAAGCGUAGAUUGUACACGUGCUGCGAUUAGUACAGCUAAAGUUAUCAUCGCUCAAGUAAAUGAACAUAUGCCAAGAUCAUUUGGAGAUACUGUUAUUCACUCAAGUCACAUUGAUUGGGCUGUUAAAUAUGAUUGUCCUUUACCAUGUGUAGCUAGUACUCCACCAAAUGAAAUUGAACAAGAAAUUGGCAAAAUCAUUGCACAAAGAUUAGUAGAUGAUGGGGCAACUUUACAAAUUGGAAUUGGUAACAUACCUGAUGCUGUCCUCUGUUCUCUUGGUAAUCAUAAGGAUUUGGGAGUUCAUACAGAAAUACUUGGUGAUACAAUGGUAGAUUUAGCAGAACGAGGCAAUGUUUCAAAUAAAAUGAAAAUAAAGCACAGAGGACGUAUGGUCAGUUCUUUAGCAAUUGGUACCAAAAGAGUAUAUGAUUUUUUACAUAAUAAUCCAUUUGUAGAAAUGCGUGCAAUUAAUUAUGUUAAUGAUCCUCGAAUAAUAUCGCAACAACCGAAAAUGACAGCCAUUAAUUCUUGUAUAGAAAUGGAUAUUACUGGUCAAAUAUGUUCAGACAGUUUAGGCUGUAAAUUGUAUUCUGGAUUUGGUGGUCAGCUUGAUUUUAUCCAAGGUGCAGCAAUGGCUCAAGAUGGUCGAGGAAAAGCUAUAAUCGCAUUCCCUUCAGUAACGAGUAAAGGAGAAAGUAAAAUUCAGCCUAUAAUUAAACUUGGUGGUGGAAUUGUGGUAACGAGAGCACAUGCGCACUAUAUAGUUACUGAACAUGGAAUAGCAAAUCUUUUUGGUAAAACAUUACGUCAAAGAGCAAAUGCAUUAAUUCAAAUUGCUCAUCCUGAUCAUAGAGAAUGUCUUGAAAAAGCUGCAUUUGAAAGACUUAAAUCUAAUCCAACAAAAUAUUUGUAAUUUAGAUAUACAAGUAAUAUAUUUCAUAAAAUUUGUAAUAUUGUAAUAUUACAAAUUUUUUUUUCUUUCUUUAUUUAAUCUCAUAUGUGGAAAAUAGUUCAUUUCAAAAUGUUUUGAUGUCAAAAUUUUUUUAUUAUAUAUGUUUAAUAUAUAAAUUAUAUGUUUUUCUACAUAAAAAUGAAUUAUAUAUGUUUUUUCUACAUAAAAAUGUAAAAAGUCAAAGAUUUAAUAAUGUUAUGUAUAACAUAAUUGUUAUCAUCAAAUUCAUUUUUACUAUUUAUUAUAUACAAUUUGAAUAAAUAAUUAUAUUUCUAACUUUUAUUUAAAAGACAUAUAUGCAAAGCAAAUUAUUAUCUAUAUACAUGUAAUUUCUAUAUA
Messenger RNA from Apis laboriosa (Himalayan honeybee), 1962 nucleotides. RefSeq names its product 4-hydroxybutyrate coenzyme A transferase-like. NCBI's taxonomy places the organism in Eukaryota, Metazoa, Arthropoda, Insecta, Hymenoptera, Apidae. The record is from RefSeq and is a predicted model, not a curated record. Gene Ontology annotation, cellular component: mitochondrion. Gene Ontology annotation, molecular function: acetate CoA-transferase activity. Bases 154 to 1584 code for a protein of 476 amino acids. Gene Ontology annotation, biological process: acetate metabolic process. The transcript is spliced from 6 exons.